Messenger RNA from Ciona intestinalis (vase tunicate), 4705 nucleotides. NCBI's taxonomy places the organism in Eukaryota, Metazoa, Chordata, Ascidiacea, Phlebobranchia, Cionidae. The record is from RefSeq and is a predicted model, not a curated record.
GUCACGAGAAACGUAACGUUUGCCUUAGUAUUUGACGAGGUAUCAGGCAGUAGAGAAAACUGUAACUGCCAACACAUUGUUGGCAUAUACGUUUCGUGUAGCUAUGAUUAUGAAUAUGAAUAAUUUACUGUGUCGACGUUGUGCAGAAUGGCUUUCAUGCAAUCUUGAAUUUGUUAAUGAGUGAAGUAACAUAAGCUGAGCGAGAAAGCAGCAUAUACAGUAGAAACGCCUAAAGGUACCGCCAGCAGAAUUUUUUAGCCGUUUUUUUUUCAGGAAUUUUGGUACAGUAGACCUACAGAUUAAAUAAAUAGGCUACCCAAUGGCGUAAAUAUGAUUAAAUUUUAUCUACGUUGCGCCAGAAAACAGUUUAAUUCCUAAGAAAAUUAGGCGUUUUUAAAAUUUUGGAAGGUGGCAAUUUGUGGAAAAUACCAAAAUUUACGAAACAAACACGUUUUUUUGGGGUGUAAAAAUUACAGGUUCGUUUUAAAAUAUGUGAAACGUGGGCAAAAGGCGUUAUAUGAUAUUUUUUAGUUCUGCUUCGUUGCAACUUAAGUUGACCCAAUACAUAAUUCGGUGUUCGGUUAAAAACAGACUGUAAUGCAAUAUAGUGGUACGUGAGAACAGACACGUUUAGUUUGUGAUUUAUGCAGUUGCACUGUUUAACGAUAAAUCAGGUAAUUCCAGGUCGCAUUCUACCUAAAACUACUUUACAUUUGAUCGUGAACUCACUCAUUAGUUCUGGGUUGAAUUAACAUUUAAAUGCCCAUAUAAUCGUAACCGUUACGCACGUACAAAACUACGUGAUUUGAACUCGCAACUUAAACUUUAGUAAACUCUUUCCAACGCGCCAGACGCAUAAACAAUUUGUAUAGGCGCGGAAAUUUGCCGAUGGUUGAAAGAAACGUUUUUUAAGCCACGCUUCGUGUUAAUUUCCUCAAACCGCAACGCUGCGUCAUCCACUAAGUCACUGCACGAAUUUCAGCAGUAGCAGCAGGCGGACGCACAAGAUAUGGAAAAGCAAACAUACAAACUUCAUCUGUGUCAGUUUGCCCUGUCCUGUAUUUUAGCCAUUUUUACAUUACCUUAGAAAGUUAAAAGAAUGUUAGAAAGGCCUUUAGUGGUUUAGGAUUGAGUUGGUAGUAGCCGUAUACAAUGAGCUUACCACGGAAGAAUAUGCCUACCGUGGCGUCCUUAGUAGGCAUAUCAAGUCUCGACGAGACACCUCAGCAGCAAGACAGUAAGCACAGCAGCACCCAACAACUGCCAACAUUCAUACCUCUACCUGUGUUUCGCUUCAUUGGACCGAACUCACCGCCAGCAGAAUCCACUCCUGCGAAAAGCAGUGUCAGCAAAGAAAAUGGGAAAGCACGGAGAAACACACUAGCUUCGAUAUUUUUCGGUGAUUCGACGCCGGUUCGAUCUUCCAGCUUUAGCCAGCCUGAAUCAAAGUACGUGACGUCACCGCUAGUGACGUCAGAAGCAGCACGAAAACGUUUUGAUACUGAGAAACGGCAUAGUUUACCAUGUGCCACAGGACCCUUACUUAGUCCAAAGGAAGAAAAAGAACCAGAAACACCAGUUAAACAACUUAAUCAACUUGAAGAUCCUAUCAGUACAAGUCUAGUGACCCUACGAGUACGAGCGGGUGCUCGCCCAGUACCCUACAGUGGUCAUUUCGACGGUGAUAAUCUUUCUGUAGCCAGUAUGUCACGGGAAGGGAAUUCACACCGGACGAAGUCGGUUCGUAAUAACGAAGAUGGGUUACGACACAACCGACAAAGUGGAGUCGCAGACGUGGCAAGAAUGAUGGUACCGCGUAUGAUAAACGAUGAAAGCGAAUUAAACAGUCAUGAAUUGGAUUUACUUCACUUUGCCGCGGAAGGCGACUUAGAAGGACUUCAAACUCUAUUCCAAGAACAAACAUACUAUCUGUUCCAUCUAAACGUCAACUGUGUGGAUUCUUUGGACCGAACAGCGCUGAGUUUAUCAACUUUAAAUCAUCAUCUGGAUGUUGUGAAGUUUUUGCUCGGCGAAGAUGUUUUUGGUAUUAAACUUGGCGAUGCGCUCUUUUACGCCAUCCAGUGUGAGUUUAUUGAAGCGAUUGAGCUUCUUUUGGAAAAAGAUCCCCAGACGUCAUUGCAAGUUCAACCUGGUACCACGUCACCAUUUGAACCUGGUCUUACACCGUUUAUGUUGGCCGCACACAAGAACAACUACAAAAUUCUCUCUGUGCUUUACAAGUACACACAUCGGUUAACGUUCAGUGACAAUGAGUUGUUACAAGACGAAGGAUUUGAUCCAUAUUCGUGGGACGCUGUGAUGGAACGGUUGUUGCAUUAUCGUGCUCGUGCCAGUCCUGCUUUUAUGUUGCUUAUGUACAAUGAAAAGGGCAUGACAUGGGAUCCGCUUAACUCAUCCAUGGACCUCUUCAGUGAGUUGCAUGAGCUUGCAAGAAGAGAAAGAGAGGUAGAAGAAGCAUAUCUUCAAAUGGCGAACCGAUGCGAGACUUUUGCUCUUCAACUGCUGGAGGAAGUGAGGUCAGCGAACGAGCUUGCCGAUUUAAUGCGGUACGACCUUGAUGACGAUAUGGAUGACGUCAGUGAACUCGAUGACCCCGGAGAAAGCGACCGCAUCACGCCGGAAAGAAGGCAGAAGAUUCGAAAUUAUCUCAAACCGAUUAAAAAGGCGAUCAAAUACGAAAUGAAGGAUUUUGUAACUUCUGACAAUUCUCAACUUGCUUUAAUUUAUAUUCAAAAAGGAAGUAUGUUUCGACGCCUUAAAGGAUUUAAAGGCUCUGUAGUGCAGGUUUUAUUUGGUAUGCUGUUCCCAGUAUUAAGUAUGGCAUUUCUAAUUGCGCCUCAGUCGUCGUUCGGUUGUUUAAUGAAAAAUCCAACCAUAAAGUUUUGGUGCUGGGUCAUAUCUGAAGUGGUGUUUGUUAUUAUGCUUCUUGUCAACACUAUUUUAAUGCAAACAAAUACAUUUAAAGACCUGGAUGCAAUAUCACCGUUACUAGUUGUGGCGUACUUUUGGGUGCUUGGAAAGUUCAUACAAGAAAUCAGAGAAGUUUUUCAUCAGGGUUUAAGGGAAUACUUAUCUGACGUUUGGAACUGGAACGACUUGUUUACCAUACUACUGUAUACAUGUUUCAUGAUACUUAGGAUCGUACACAUCAUACAGAAUAACGGAGACUUGACACGUGGAACACCAUACUGGCAUGAAACAAUGUUUCAAGCCCUACCUCUAUCCGAUAUCUGUAUAGCUGUUUCCUAUAUCUUGAUCCAUAUGAGGAUAAUGGAACUUCUAAGGGCGGCUCGUAGGUUCGGUCCGUUACAGGUUUCUUUGGAUCUCAUGCUGCACGACGCAAUUCGGUUCGCCAUCAUUUUCGGGAUUAUAUUUCUAGCUUUUGGAAGCGGUAUAACUGAGUUGUAUACACCAUAUGGGGAAAACAAAAACUGCAGCUGUAACUCAACUACCGUAUGUAACGCGAGCUUGCCGUUGGUACAACUAUGGGUGCCAUCUCCUCCCAACAGUUCAAUGCUACCCGCUUGCGUUUCGUGCAAAAAAAUAUCCGAAGGCAAUGAAGAGACUUUUAUGAUGACAAAGAUUGAAUUAGCUUUUAUUGGGAUGUUUUGGACUUUGUUCGGUUACGGGGACCCGACGAAAUGGUAUCCCAUUGAUAACUGUCCAAACACUUUCAAAUUGCAAGAAUUGGUUGGCGCAGUGAUCAUCGGUCUCUACCACUUUGGGGCAAUCAUAGUUCUUGUGAACAUGCUUAUUGCUAUGAUGAGCAACAGUUUUCAAAAAACACAUGACGAUUCAGAAAGAGAAUGGAAAUUUCACAGAACCCAGCUUUGGUUAAAAUUCAUAAGAAAUGAGAUAAAUCGGCCGCCUCCUAUGAACUUAAUACCAAGAUGGAAACAAGUUAAACGAUGUUACAGAUUCGUAGCUAAACUGUUCAGUUCGCUAUUCUCAAGUUGCCGAAGCACAAAUGAAGAAAUUACAGAUUUCAGUGAAGAAGCAUUAAGAAGGCGAAGUCAGCAGUUAAACUUGCAAAGGCGGAGAACGGGUGUUGAACAAACGUUACCAGGAGGUGGAACUUUAUUUGAAGGCGAAAGUCGAUAUUCCAAAGUUCUCAGAUUAGUUGUUCUUCGUUAUGUUAAAAAGAAAGUUUUACAUAACGAAAUGGUCAUAUGAUUUACAUAUCUUUCUCUGCUGAGUAAAAGCAAGUGCGACAAAUCUGAUAUAGUAUGUCCUACGACGAUGCAGAGACCGAGGGAUCAUGUAUUCGAAACUCCACAGCAUUACUUUUUAAUUAUUUUUUUGCAUUGCAGAUCCUUUUUUUCAUUCAAGCUUAGACAGCCAGCCUUUUAAAAUACCUAAUAUAUUUGCCUGUAAUAAUUCACUCUUUAAAUAAUUCUAAUGCUUCGCUUUAUAUUCUUAUUACCUUUAUGCUUUACGAAAACAGCAGAAUUAUCGCAAAUACACUUUAUGAGUUAUGCAAUCAUACUUAAUACAAUUCCUUCUUUUUCCUAGUUGAGAAGGUGUUUGUCUGUAUUUUGUAACCCUGCAGUUGUGUUUUCCACUUUUAAAGCUUUUGGUUUUAUUUUCAUGAACUUUGUGCUUCAUAAAAUGUAUUUAAAUUUGCUAUUCUUUCUUUCUAUCAACCAAAUUGACACGCGGAAAAAGAAAACAACAUUAAAUCAGA